AUGGCAGGCUAUGGUGGAGCUGCAGACGGAACAGCUUAUAACCCUCAAAGUCAAAUGAAUUUGAGUUCACUCAAAAAUCAAAUAACAGAUGUCAAAAAGUCAAACAUAGACAUACAGAAACAAAUAAGUGAAAACGAAAAGAAACUAGAAUAUGACAGACACACAAAGAAACUCAAUGAGUUAAACGUAGAGAAAAAGAAGAAAGAAGAACAACUGAAAGAACUAAGUACAGAGGAAUAUGCGAAAAAAGUGUCAGAAAAAGCAGCAGAAGUAGCAAAAAUGGAACAAGAU
This is a messenger RNA of Trichomonas vaginalis G3, 291 nucleotides long. Its product is annotated as protein of unknown function, DUF4106 family. The annotation marks the transcript as partial. The record is from RefSeq and is a predicted model, not a curated record. NCBI's taxonomy places the organism in Eukaryota, Parabasalia, Trichomonadida, Trichomonadidae. The transcript has a single exon.